UCUAUACUGAAUCUGGUUGAAAGAGACAAGGAUUUUUCCCACCAGCGACGGCAUUACAAAGAAUUUCGAUUUGACUUGACUCAGAUCCCACAUGGAGAGUCAGUGACAGCAGCUGAAUUUCGGAUUUACAAGGAUCGAAGUUACAGUCGAUUUGAGAAUGAAACCAUUAAGAUUAGCAUUUACCAGAUCAUCAAGGAAUACCCAAACAGGGAUGCAGACCUGUUUCUCUUAGACACCAGGCGGGUACAAGCAUUUGAUGUCGGCUGGCUUGUUUUUGACAUCACAGUGACCAGCAAUCACUGGGUGAUUAAUCCGCAGAAUAAUUUAGGAUUGCAGCUGUGUGCAGAGAUGACAGAUGGUCGCAGUAUCAGUGUGAAAUCAGCCGGCCUUAUAGGAAGGCACGGCCCUCAGUCAAAACAGCCAUUCAUGGUUGCAUUCUUCAAAGCAAGCGAAGUGCUUUUUCGAUCUGUUCGAGCUGCUAAUACUAAAAAGAAAAACCAGAAUCGCAACAAAUCCAGCAGUCCUCAAGAUUCUUCAAGAAUGCCAAAUGUUGGGGAUUAUAAUACAAGUGAGCAGAAACAAGCCUGUAAAAAACAUGAACUCUAUGUGAGCUUCCGGGACCUGGGAUGGCAGGAUUGGAUUAUAGCUCCAGAAGGUUAUGCUGCAUUUUACUGUGAUGGAGAAUGUGCAUUUCCUCUUAAUGCCCAUAUGAAUGCUACAAAUCAUGCCAUAGUCCAGACUUUGGUCCAUUUGAUGUUCCCUGAUCAUGUCCCUAAGCCUUGCUGCGCCCCAACUAAACUGAAUGCAAUCUCUGUGCUCUACUUUGAUGACAGUUCAAAUGUUAUAUUGAAAAAGUACCGGAAUAUGGUGGUGCGCUCAUGUGGUUGCCACUAG
This is a messenger RNA of Varanus komodoensis (Komodo dragon), 894 nucleotides long. It is a transcript of the gene BMP5, whose product is annotated as bone morphogenetic protein 5. Gene Ontology annotation, cellular component: extracellular region. NCBI's taxonomy places the organism in Eukaryota, Metazoa, Chordata, Lepidosauria, Squamata, Varanidae. The annotation marks the transcript as partial. The transcript has 7 exons. Gene Ontology annotation, biological process: SMAD protein signal transduction. Gene Ontology annotation, molecular function: cytokine activity; growth factor activity. The record is from RefSeq and is a predicted model, not a curated record.